This is a messenger RNA of Kalmanozyma brasiliensis GHG001, 1797 nucleotides long. Its product is annotated as Glycoside hydrolase, family 9. The transcript has a single exon. The coding region runs from base 1 to 1797 and encodes 598 amino acids. Gene Ontology annotation, molecular function: hydrolase activity, hydrolyzing O-glycosyl compounds. The record is from RefSeq and is a predicted model, not a curated record. Gene Ontology annotation, biological process: carbohydrate metabolic process. Lineage: Eukaryota; Fungi; Basidiomycota; Ustilaginomycetes; Ustilaginales.
AUGCGUUCGGCGGCAUCACAGCCGUUGGGAGCAGUCCUGGCCAUGACGCUUCUGGCGUCCUUUGCCUCUGCUCAGAUCCGACCAGAACAAGUGUAUCAGCCGCCUCCAGCUUCCAGCGGAGCAGCAUCGCAGCAGUCCAACCUCACCAACGGCGUCAACCCGCAGUACGCCGAUCUGCUCGGCAACGCUCUCUGGUUCUACGAUGCGCAACGGAGCGGUGCUCUGCCAGAUGACAAUCGAGUCUCAUGGAGGAACAGCAGUUGUGAGAACGAUGGAUCGCUCAACAAUACCGACCUCUCUGGUGGCUGGUACGAUGCUGGAGACUACGUCAAGGCCACCUAUCCCUUGUGCUGGACCAUGACCUCGAUCGCAUGGAGCGCCCUCAGUUUCGGAUCCGCAUACCAAAGAAGCUCGCAGGACGCCUACCUCGACUCAACGCUUCGUUGGGGGCUCGACUGGCUCUCCAAGACGCACUCGGAUAAGGACACACUGUGGGUCUUUGUCGGCAACCCUACCGUCGACAAUCAGUACUGGAGUGGUGAUCAGAACAUCCCCGAUCCUCGAACCUCCUACAGCGUGACGCGACAGAACCCCGGCACAGAUGCCUUUGCUUCUUGCGCUGCCGCUUUUGCUGCGGCGACGUAUUUGUACAGCGAAGGCGCUGCAUCCCUUCCCACAAGCACAAACGGCGCUCAACUCGGAGGCGUGUCCAGCAUCCGCAACCGCACCUACUCCGAUGCUCUGUUGCGCCACGCAGAUGGACUAUGGGAUCUGGCCAUCAAUAGCUCGCCAAAACAGGUCUACUCGAUGGCUUCUCCCACUGCUGGUCAGAGCUACCCUUCCAGCGACUACGAAAGCGACCUUGCCUUUGCUGGCUUGUGGAUGACACUAGCCAAAGGGGAUGCCAGCUACGCCAACCAGGGUCUCGCAUUCUACCCUCAAGGCAACAAUGCCUUUGCCAGCGUCAAUACCGCGCUCAACUGGGACCGUAAGACGGCGGCUCUUCCCGUCCUCGCGACUCAGAUCGCGCAGCUCAACACAUCGCUCGGUCUCAGCAUCUCGCGCUUCCAGACCGAUGCCGAGUUCUACUUUGACAACCUCUUGAACAACAAGAUGGCAGACGUCAGUCAGACAAAGGGAGGUCUCUACUGGUGGAAAGGCGAUAGCGACGGUGCCAGUCUCAACCCGGCUCUCAACGCAGCUUUCAUCGCAGACCUCUACUCGGGCCUCGCGACGACCUCGGCCAAGACCACAGCCUACCGAUCGCUUGCGGACUCACAGGUGGACUACUUCCUCGGCGACAACAACUACAAUGGUCCCUUCAUCGUCGGGCAGCAUCCCAACAGCCCCCAGAACCCACACUCGGCCAUGGCGUCGGGGGGCAGCGACAUCACCAACAUCAACGGCAGCCCGCCAAAGGAGCUGCAUGUCUUGUACGGCGCUGUCGUCGGAGGCCCGGACAAGAACGAUCGUUUCUUCGACCUCCGUGAUGACUAUCCCCAAACCGAGAUUGCGCUCGACUACAAUGCACCCCUCAUUGCUGCUGCUGUCUCUCGCAUUGCACGCAACGUGACUAAGGACCCUCCGUACACUUUGUCGAGCGGCGGGGCCAACGUCGCCUCCGGACGGCCGACGGAUGCGGCGUACCCAGCGCGCAAGCACGGCCUCGCUACAGGCGCACAGAUUGCCAUCGCUGUCGUUGUCCUUGUGGUCUUCUUCGGCGCGGCUGGUGGCAUUGCAUGGUGGCAGCGAGAGCGUCUCCGGUGGUGGUACCGCGAGAGGAAGAUGGGUCUCUGA